GAUGGCACCCAUUUAUUACCAACACUUCACCAUCCUAUUCCUCUGCCACCAAAACUCUUUCUUUCUUUCGUUACAAACAAAACGAAAGCAUAUAUGAGUUGAGUUCUCUUCUUCUGCUACCAAUACCGCAGUGUAUAGCUAGCUAGGUACAGAACAGAAACGAAUACUCCAAUGGGUGGUAGUGGUGUUAGAUGGGGUCAAGACUCAUCUUCAUCCAUGAAGCUCUUGUGGUUCAUGGUGCCACUUGUACUCGUUGCAGGCCUUAUUUCUAUAUUUGGUCCUAACCCUGCUACUUGGCUUUUCUUUGCAAAUCCACCUCUCUUAUUCAACUCUGUUACUUCCUCUUCUUCAACUACCCCGUCUGAGGUGAUGCAGAGAGAAGGCUUGGUGGUGGUGGCCGUGGAUGCUCACGGUGGCGAGAGAGUUAUCUCCGAUGACACUGACUUCAAUCACUCCUCCACUCCUCCAUUUUCUGUUCAGGCCAUACCAACACCUCAACAACAUAACAAGGAUGAACAAAAUAUUUCCCUAAUUUUGCCCAAUUUGACUCCCGUGAACGAGUCAUAUGUUCCUCCACCAGAGAGGCCAAAGCUGCAAAGAAAAUUCAGCAUCUUAGAUAGAACCGAAGCUGGUCUAUUACAAGCACGAGCUGCAAUUAGAAAAGCAAGAAACGAAAAUCAAACACAAGAUAAAGACUAUGUUCCGGUUGGACCAAUGUAUAACAAUGCUAAUGCAUUUCACAGGAGUUACUUAGAAAUGGAGAAACAGUUCAAAGUAUUUGUCUACGAAGAAGGGGAGCCUCCAGUUUUCCACAAUGGACCAUGCAAAAGCAUAUACUCAAUGGAGGGAAAUUUCAUCCAUGCUAUUGAGAUGAAUGAGCAAUUCCGAACAAGGGAUCCCGAGAAAGCACAUGUGUUUUUCUUACCUUUUAGUGUAGCAAUGUUGGUCCAAUUUGUGUACGUACGUGACUCUCAUGACUUCGGCCCCAUAAAAAAAACUGUCACGGACUAUGUCAACGUCAUUGCAGGAAAAUAUCCCUAUUGGAACCGAAGCCUUGGUGCUGAUCAUUUCUACAUUGCAUGCCAUGAUUGGGGGCCAGAGACUUCACGUUCCGUUCCUAACUUGCAAAACAAUUCGAUCCGUGUGCUGUGUAAUGCUAACACCUCUGAGGGAUUCAAGCCUUCAAAGGAUGUCUCUUUCCCAGAAAUCAAUCUCCAAACGGGUUCAAUAAACGGUUUCAUUGGUGGGCCGUCUGCGUCUAGACGUUCACUUUUGGCCUUCUUUGCUGGUGGGCUUCACGGCCCAAUUAGGCCCGUUCUUCUUGAACACUGGGAAAACAAGGACCAAGACAUGCGGGUUCACAAGUACCUCCCGAAGGGUGUGUCCUACUACGAUAUGCUGAGGAAGAGCAAGUUCUGUCUUUGUCCUAGUGGGUACGAGGUGGCGAGUCCCAGAGUUGUCGAGGCAAUAUACACAGGGUGCGUCCCAGUGCUCAUUUCGGACCAUUAUGUCCCUCCGUUCAGUGAUGUUUUGAAUUGGAAGUCCUUUUCCGUUGAGGUUUCGGUGGAGGACAUUCCCAAAUUGAAGGACAUUCUCUUGAGUAUUUCUCCGAGGCAGUAUAUAAGAAUGCACAGGAGAGUGGUGCAAAUUAGGAGGCACUUCGAGGUGCAUUCUCCUCCCAAGAGAUACGAUGUGUUCCAUAUGAUCCUUCAUUCUGUUUGGCUUAGAAGAUUGAACUUUAGAGUCCAUGAUGAUCAAUAACUCCUACGCUGAUUAACAAAUUAGUUUCUGAUUCGCAAUGUAAGAUGGUGUGAAAUGUGAAUGUGUGAUUCUUUUCCUGUAUUCUGUAAAAUUGUCAGAAGUAAAAAUAAAAUAUGUUUUUUCA
Cajanus cajan (pigeon pea) is the source of this 1885-nucleotide messenger RNA. RefSeq names its product putative glycosyltransferase At5g03795. Gene Ontology annotation, molecular function: glycosyltransferase activity. Lineage: Eukaryota; Viridiplantae; Streptophyta; Magnoliopsida; Fabales; Fabaceae. The record is from RefSeq and is a predicted model, not a curated record.